Molecule: messenger RNA, 1532 nt
Organism: Oxyura jamaicensis (ruddy duck)
Lineage: Eukaryota; Metazoa; Chordata; Aves; Anseriformes; Anatidae
Gene: PANO1
Product: proapoptotic nucleolar protein 1
Exons: 4
Coding region: 1-825 (274 amino acids)
Source: RefSeq, a predicted model, not a curated record
AUGCGGGGAGGGCAGCGAACUGGGGGAGCCCCCUCGCCCCUCCUCGCCCCUCCUCGUCCCCUUCCUCUCCCGGCCCACCUGGGCGCCGUCAGCGGCCGCCCAAGCGCCCGGGGACCGUGCUGGGGCGCUCGGCCGUCGUGGCCCGGCACCGGCCGCCUCUCCCGGUCCGCCGGAGGAGGAGGAGGAAGAGAAGGAGGAGGAGCAGUGGACACCUCCCCUGGCACUAGCCGUGCUCCGAACCGGCAGGCCGGGGGACAGCGCUCAAGGCGGCCGUGCGAACCGCACCGAAGCCCCCGCAGAUUUCUUUGCCCGCAAACCCGCGUUCAGCGCAACCUAGCCCCCCGGACCCGCCGGGACCCUACAACCCGUCCUCCCCUUCCCACCGGGGCUCCCCCAGCCGCGCCCCUCCCCACCUCCAGCCCUGCAGCGCUGCGCACCCGUGGAGCCCCCCGCGGCCCCCGGCACGGCUCGGCAUGGCCCGGCACGGCUAGGCACGGCUCAGCACGGCAAGGCACGGCUCGGCACGCACUUACUACGCGGGGCCUCCCGGGUGGAGGGAGGCUCGGGCCCGGCGGCUCCCCAGGCGCGUUUCUAGAAAAAAAUAGCGAUGGGGAUUUUACACUUUUCAUGAUGCAGGCCGACGGGACCACGUUCAAAAGCACGAGAGGAAAAAAAAAAAAAAAAGGCGGCGAAGAUGCUGGAGGUGCUGAGGUUUUACAGCUGAGUUUCAUUUUGCGUUCUCAGUUAGCCCUCAGGAAUGACUGUCCCUUCGUGAACCUGACAAUGAAGACAAAAAUCAUCAGCUGUGUUCCAGCAUCACAGUAGAGUGGAAGAAAAUCCAGACUUCACCAAUUUAAAAUGAUAUUCAACAAAGUGAUGAUGUCUUACAUAUCGACAAGGUUUGUGUAGGAAACACUGCUACAAAUAAUAGGUCCUGGAAUGAUUUUUAUUUUUUUUUCAUUUUAUAGACUUCAGUGAAAACAACAUUUGUCCUUGCCAACAAGUAUUUGGCAAAGUGUUUCUUUUAGCACAUUCCUGCCAAAUAUCUCCUUGGGAGGUUUUGGUGAUGUUUUUCUCGACUGCAGGAUUAUUAUUAUUAUUAUUAUUAUUAAUUUUGUUUAGUUGUUGUUGUUGUUGGCUUUUAUUAUUAUUAUUGUUAUCAUUAUUAUUAUUUAAUUUGUUUUUACUAUACCAUUGUAUUUAGAUUUUUAGCAUGGUGAGGCACAAUUAAACAUGAAAAAACUAUGUUUUGUUUGCCAAUUAAAUUCAAUCUCUAGGUAAUUUCCACUGAAUUCACAGUCCUGUGAACUCUUACUCUCUUCGCCUGUUUGAUUUUUUUACUUCCUCUUGCUUUGCGACAAAUUAGUGGGAAAACUUGUGCUUAAUAUGGCACAGGAUCUUUAGUAUGCUGCUGAACAGUGAGUCAAAUCUAUUAGCCUUCUUGAUAGAUGGAGAAGUGUUUGAGGAGGUGACGUGUUUUCCCCAGUUUUUAAGUCACCAAAUAACACCAUUGUAGAGCUGUGUAAAAAAAA